Nematostella vectensis (starlet sea anemone) is the source of this 1904-nucleotide messenger RNA. RefSeq lists its product as uncharacterized. Lineage: Eukaryota; Metazoa; Cnidaria; Anthozoa; Actiniaria; Edwardsiidae. Bases 291 to 1574 code for a protein of 427 amino acids. The record is from RefSeq and is a predicted model, not a curated record. The transcript has 13 exons. Gene Ontology annotation, molecular function: protein binding.
GCAUAAACCGCUAAUAGUUUACUGAAAUAUCCACGACAUAGAGUCGAAAAGAGUAAAUAUAUUGCUGUGUUUAUUUGAUUUUGAUCAUAUAUAGCAAUGUUAUUGUACGCUGUGCAUGGAGGCAUUGCAAAAUUAUGCAGUAAUGGUCUCGGGAUAAGGAAUUUGAUCAAUUUAAUAGACUACGCCAAACCCUGAGGGGCCACAGCAAUUCGAGUUCCUCAGCCUUUUACUGACCCAAAAACAAGAGAAUCUGAUCGGUUUGCAGGACCUCUCUGUUAGAUUUACCAAGCAUGUCUAAGCUCAGAAGACGUGGCUCAAACAAGCAUAAAUCGUUCGGUUUGACGGCGGAAGUUAAUCGUAAGAUCCAGAGCAAAUAUGACACUGAACUUGAGAUGCAGUGCCGUGAUUGGCUGGAGAAGAUGUUGGGAGAAAACAUUGAGUGGGGGGUCGAGACGGAAUACAGUCGGCCUGGCGAAUCAUUCGCUGACGGUAUAUUUGAUGGCAUUGUGCUAUGCAGAGUCAUGAAUGAAGUGUUCCCUGGCGCCAUCAGCAAAAUCCACGGUAUCAACGGAGGAAGAUUCCACGGCUUUCAGAUCCUUGAAAACAUCGAAAAAUUCCUGAAGGCGUGCCAAGGAGAACCGUUUAAUUGUAACGUGGUGGAUCUCUUCUCGCCGGGAGACUUGUACGAGAAGAAUAACGUUGGUCAGGUCAUCACAGGCAUCCAGGCUUUUGCGAGAAAGGCCCAUCAAUACGACAAGACGGUUCCUCUUUUUGGUCCAAAGGAAGCCGAGAAAAACCCGCGAAACUUUCCCGAGCAGAAGCAUUUCUUCCGAGGGGAUAUUUGUAAAUUUUCUACGCGUAACAGGAGCAUUGCUGCACGCGCGCAUAAAUACUUAGAGAAGCGACUGCAAUUGGCCAUUAACCGCCCGGGUUUUUCGCAUGCUACGGGCUGCAUUCCAGGGGCGCUCUCAUUUAGGUUGAAGGUUUGUACGAAGGCGCACAAGGUCUAUCUCGUCCUUAGGAAUUUUACCUUUGCUGCAAUCAUGAGCAAACCAAGAGCGUUUGGAUUCUCCGCUGAGGCAAUUGCAAAGGUAGAUGCAAAGUAUCCCAAGGAGCUUGAGGGGGACGCGCGGCGAUGGGUGGAGACCAUGUAUGGGGACACGGUGGCCUGGGGCGAGGAGAGACCUAACCAGAGGCCUGGGGAGACGUUUGCUGAACCUCUGAGGAGCGGUGUCAUUCUCUGCAAAAUCGCCAACAAGAUCAAGUCAAACGCAAUCCCUAAGAUUGGCGAGAGCAACAAAUCCUUUGUAAUGCAAGAAAAUAUAUCUAAGUUCCUGGACUUCUGCGAACGAGUGUUGGGUCUAGACAGGCUAAACCUUUUCCAGACAGUUGACCUAUUCGAGAGGCAGAACGUCGGAAUGGUCAUCACCACAUUGCAAGCGGUUUCACGAAAGGCCAACGCCUUGCAUGACGACCUUCCGCUCUUCGGGCCCAAGGAGGGAUCCGGUCCCAACCCCCGAGAGUUUACGGAAGAGCAACUGAAAGCAGCAAAGGCGAAAGGGGCGCUCCGUUAAUGAAACACAGGGAGCCCACCACAGGAACCCCAAAACUUUUCAUCCCUACUUCUUUUAUCGUGAUAUCUGUGACAAUCUUAUUCCACCCUCUAAUUACGAUGCUAAAAAAUAAAUUCACUCGAUGAUUGUUGAGGUAUUUGUUAUCCCGUCUUGGAUCAUUAAAGACAUUAUGUUGUGUUUAAAACCAAAGUCAGCCAUGAAAGAUUGAUCAUUUUUUUUAGCUGACUUCGUCCACAAAUCAAUUGUAUUUUAGAUGACCCAAGAAUUAGUAAAGUCAAGUGUAAUCUACCCUAUACUAAAAUUUUAUAUGAUAAAAACAGCUUCAUUCAA